Messenger RNA from Somion occarium, 2307 nucleotides. Lineage: Eukaryota; Fungi; Basidiomycota; Agaricomycetes; Polyporales; Cerrenaceae. The record is from the annotation of a GenBank genome assembly.
GACUGCCUUAGUGUCAUACCCGUUUUGGACUGGAGAGAUGCUCUCUACUUUCGGAUGACCACUUGUUUUCUUCCUUCAGUGUACCUCUUAGUUCGCUCCGACGGCUCCGAAGUUGCAUUCAACCUGGAAACGUGCUUGUAUCUAUCCAUGAAGUGUCUUGUAUUCUUCUCGCUACGCAAGUCGGAGAAAGCACUCAUAGAAUGGAGGCAUUUCCUGAAAUCUCGUAACGUUGAUAGCAAGCCUGGUGUUCUUCUUUCAUCGACGAAUAUACCCCUCCCAUUGCUCUUCUUGCUUGGCUGCGCCUCGCUCUUUGAGAAUGCAUGCUGAGCUACCUGUCCUCUCUUUUCUCUGUGUCGCUCUCUUGCUCGCUCUUGCACCUCUUCAUUGGAAGUCUCGCAAUGUGGCGAUACUCUCACUCAUGGCUUGGCUUAUGAUCUGUAACAGCAUCCAAGGCGUAAACAGCCUGCUGUGGCGAAGCGAUACCGCCGUUAGAGCGGCAGUAUGGUGCGACAUCGCCUCGAAGUUUCGCCUCGGUGGGCAAUUAGCCCUUCCGGCAACUUGUGCCUGCGUCUGCUGGCACCUCUACUUCUUAUCAAAUAGUAACAACGGAAAACGACGCAAGCAUAGAAAUAUCGUGGAACUAAUCGUAUGUCUCCUUUGUCCUUUGAUAUAUAUGGCCAUUCAUACCAUCGUUCAAAGCCAUCGCUUCGAACUCAUUCAAGAUUUUGGCUGCUCAAGCUCCAUAUUUACGUCUUCAAUUGCCCUAGUAUUGGUCUGGAUACCACCACUGAUCCUCUGUAGCAUAACAUAUGUCUUCGCUGCCCUCGCACUAACGAGUCAUCUCCGUGUCGACCGCGCUCGACUGGCCACGCACACAGUUACCUUAAAUUUCAUUCGACCUCUACUUACUUCCAUUAUAAUCGCUUCCAUCACUCUCUUGGCCACCAUCUUCAACAUAUACUGCCAUAUUACUUCCGUCGGAGGCUUGCAGCCAUGGCGGUCUCUGUCGGAAACACAUGUUCACUUCUCCGAGGUGCACUUCGUUUCUCAGUCUUCUCGACUAGACUUUACGAGGAUUACUGUGGAAUGGUGGGGAAUACCCGCUGCGUCAAUUGCAUUCAUAGUUCCAUCGUUUAUUGGACUCAUCUUUGGGACACGAAACGACGAAUCCAUGGUUGGUGUUCGCACCGUAAGUCGAUGGAUCGAUCGAAGGAUACUUCACAAGUCGGUCGGAAUCCAGUCCUUCAUUACAUCUUCUGACGACUUUUCUCGGAGUAUCACUUUGAAGUCACCACCGACACCGACUCCUGUUCAUCUUCUGAAGUCCGGUUGGGAUGAUACUCUUCGUUCCGACCAUUCUCCCAGAAAGGCCAAACCAAAGCCACCACCAAUCAUAUGUGACAUGCCUCCAUCGCCAUCCUCUACAUCAGAAUCUGAGACAGAGCCCGACACGUCUUUCGUCGUUUCGACGCUCACCUAUCUCCAGUCACCCACAGGUUCCCAGGCUCUCGAGCUGCCGCGUCGAGCGAAAAUGAGAACUCUCCAAUCAGCUCAGCCUGCUCCACUCCAGUCGUCCAACAGGUUGUCAGUUCCCGUUCAGGGACAUGUUUCCGAAUCUCCAGCUUCGUUCACACAGUCCCUCUUGUCAGCGCCCUGGCCGGAACCACCCUCCAGCAUCCCUAUCUCACCUCAUUCACUAAGCACAGAGUCACUCCCUUCCCCUGCUAGUGCUUACUCUCAAGCGUCCUCGCGUGCCAUUCGUCAUGCAAGUACCUCGUCCAUCAGCGGUAGCAUCGCGUCGUCCACGAUCAGCACGAAUGGAUAUGCAGUAUAUGACCCUGCUUUGCCUCCUCCCACUCCUCACCGAGCUCCUUUCGAGAACUCCGGUAUACCAGCAAACAUUCCCACGUCCCCGAAGCCAGUGAGGAGCAUGGGAAGCAAGGAUACGUUGAGUAGUAGGAAAUUAGUCCACGGGCUCAGCCGAAAGGGCAAAGACCGACCGUCAACUAGGGAGAGAGCGGAAGCUGAGGGGAUUUUUAUGACUGUGGUCCAGGAGACUGUUUAAACUUCUCUAUCAAGUUCAUGUGCUAUCUUUUCUCGAAGUUGUGCUCUAAAUUGUUCGCCCUCAUACCCUUCGUCAUUUCGGAUACCAACUUGUUUCUACUUUUUAAUUUUUCCUUCGCACUCCCUGUAGCCAUCUCUGAUUCGUCACACUGUAGCAUUUGCGUCCUGUAUCAUAUUGACAUAUUGAACAUAAGCAUGCGAUGGCAUGUUGUCCGCUUGCUGGCAGAAGUGUUUGUGACCAUC